AUGGAAUGCGUCGUGUGCAAGAAGUCUGCGACACUGCAAUGCGGUGGUUGCAAGAACUGUCUGAGGUAUUCGAACAAUCCUCCAGUUGCGCGGUAUUGCGGAAUCGAAUGCCAAACAGUGGAUUGGACCAAGCACAAGUCUCUGUGGUAUCUGGCAAGAGAGCGGUCGUGGUAUUACUAUGAUAUCCAGAGUGUGGAUCGCAAACCUGUCGAGCCCGAGUACUUCAUGAUGUUGGAGGGAAGUAGAACCAUCGAGACCACUCUAAACAUGUAUGGCCGCAAUCUCAUCGAAGAUGGUACCUUCAAUCAAGAUUCUCCGGUUGCGAUCCCAUUCACCGCAGCCCUCUUGCAAUCGAAGGAAGAAGAGGAGGCAGCCUUGAGCUUUGUUGGAGGAAUUCAGGCUGCUGCGUGGAUGGUGGAAUUCAUACAGGGCAUGCUUAGCAGUGUUGUAAAAAGAAACACUGCAGUGCAGCAUCGGACCAAAGGAGAGAAGCGCCGUACGAGGUUCAGUCAUGGACGCCCAGAAGACGCCUUUAUAACUAAUAUUCCUAUGGCGUUUGAUAGGAGGAAGCCAGUCCAUACUGUGUUGAAAGUCGUGCUGAGAUCUGGCGAAGUUUUUGCAAUCGACCUAGCUGGUGCACAGCAUGGACACCAUGAACCUGUUGUUCCAUGGGAGAAGUACAAGGAAGAGCGAAUAUUGAAUAUUCGUUCCAUUGAUCCAGCCGCAGCUCCCAAAGGUCUGCUUCAGGUGCAAGAUUACUCGAUUGCAAAGAUUGCCUCCGCCCAUAAUCGACAUCAUUCGAGCCAUGUAGGCAAAAUGAUAACCGACGACUUGAUGGAACAGAUGAAUUUGACUCUGCUGAAGUGGCAGAAGGACAAUGUUGGACUCAAGACUGUAUGGACUUUGCCCCCGGAUGAUUAUGCAGUCAAACAACAGGCGAUUGUUGAUCAGAUGCACUGGGAUUUAACUUACACUACUGAUGCCGACUCACAAGCAACUAGACGCGGAUUAGAGCUGAGGCUAAAUUCGGGGAAUUGA
Mollisia scopiformis is the source of this 1038-nucleotide messenger RNA. RefSeq lists its product as uncharacterized. The record is from RefSeq and is a predicted model, not a curated record. Bases 1 to 1038 code for a protein of 345 amino acids. NCBI's taxonomy places the organism in Eukaryota, Fungi, Ascomycota, Leotiomycetes, Helotiales, Mollisiaceae. The transcript has 5 exons.